Messenger RNA from Cherax quadricarinatus, 5405 nucleotides. RefSeq names its product uro-adherence factor A. NCBI's taxonomy places the organism in Eukaryota, Metazoa, Arthropoda, Malacostraca, Decapoda, Parastacidae. The record is from RefSeq and is a predicted model, not a curated record.
GUACCUGUCUUCACUGCCAUCUAUGACCAGAAUGUUACAGUAGUGUCCAUAUGUGUGUCUGGUAUACAGUGACUAUCGCAUAAGAGAACAUUCUGGUCGUGUGGUACAAUGAAGUUGUUCCGCCAUGUCAACACAGAAUUAUUCAGGCUAAAAGAGGAGUCAAAAUAAUGAUGACGUUGCAGUAAUUGCAUGAUAGAUGUAGAUGUUCAGGUUCUGAUGCCUUCAAGUUUGUUCCAGGAGUAGUGUUCAUUCUUGUAAUCUGUAUUCAUGUACAUUAUUGUGAAGGAAAGUUUAGGUUUUGAUUGUCAUGUAUGGAGAGGUGCAGUAGUAAUAUGUGGUACCAAAAAUUCAAAGUUACCUUUGAAAAAGCACAUACUGUACUAAAUGCUAAGCAAGAGUUUGUUGUUGAAAUGUCAAGCUUAUGAAAUUAUAAGAAAAACUGAUGGCUUAAAAUUUUGGAACAAGGUUAAGAAACUGCUCUUGGUACAGUACAGUAUUUAGACUAUGCAUGAUGCUUUUUUUUUUUUUAAAGGCCUGUAUUCUUCAAAUAAUAAUGUUUGUAUAUUAAAUUAAAUUAACAUGUAAAUAUUCAUGAAGGAAAAAUAUUGUAUAAAUAUACAAAAGAAAAUUGUUUGGUGAUGGGAAAUUGCUGUAGAGAAAGAGUUUGCUGUUAAACAUCUAGGAGAACCAAAGAAUACAAUGUGAACUAUCAUCAUAUUGGAUUGGCAAAUUACGUAAUGCUUGGUUCAAAAUUGCAAGUAUCGGCAUGUAAUGUGGCUUGUUUCUGACUAGGUACUGCAAAAAAACCUGUUGCAAAAAUUGCUCACACAACACAGUACAGUAAUGCAAAAAUAAGUGAUUAUGCUUUAUGAUAAUGUAGAUAAAAUUGAUUUAAUUGACAUUUGAUGAGCUUCUAAAUGAGGAUAAGGUGGCAAACUAUUUACUCACUAUAUAUAUACAUGUUACUUAUAAAAUAUUUUAAUUUUGUGUAGUGCUGGUGACAUCACUGAACUGUUGAAAAGAUAAGUGAAUUUAGACAUGCAAAUGUUUAUCAAAGAAAAUGGAGUUGCUGUUUGUAAACAAUAAGGAAGUGUUGUAACCUUGCCUUAAGCUUACACGAUUGUGCAUUUAAUGUAUCUAGAAAAUAACUAACAUGACAAAAUACAGGUAUAUGUAAAAUAGAAAGUACUGUUGAAGCAUCUAUAUGUAAUGUGUAAGCAGAGCAUGGAGGUACUGUACUAUAGUUAAAAAUAAGUGGCAGUCCUGAUGAAAUAUCAUGGAGUAAGAACAACUUUAAGAAGAAUGUUGGUGCUUGUGAAAUAAAAAUUGAUACCCAAAAAAUGGAAAACUUAAAUUCAGCAGAGAAUAGUUAGGGCAAAAACUAAGCUUAUGAAGUUAAAUCUAAUUUUGGAAAUAAAAACCUUAUAGAUAGGAGGUGCUCUACCUGUAAUGGGUAAAACACACUGCUAUUAGAUGUGAUAACAUACAGUGUGUUAAACAGUGGGCAUCAAUGUGUUUUUUUUUUUUAAUUCAGACUAGUGCAAUGUAAUUUAGCAAGUAGUGGAAAAAGGAUAUGAAUGUUUGUAAUUUAAUUGUAGAUAUUGAUAAGCCAGAAAUGCACAUGUUAAUGUCAAGAGAAACAGCAGAAAUUGGAUUCUACCAAGACUGAAUGAAAAAAAAAAAAUGCAAGUCUCCAAAUAGUAAGUCAGAGGAAAAGAUUAAUAUUUGUAGAAUAAGCUGUGAUUCAGGAGGACAUUAGGACUUUCAGAAAAUGAAAAUUUUUCGAAGUUUAACAAAACGGGCAGAAAUCACUUAACAUUUAAUGGAGAGAGUUAGUGAUAAAAGUAGUAAAAAUAUUGAAAAAAGUAGAAUACGUGUACAUAUAUGUAAGGAGGAAGUAUGGAUCACAUGAAAAUGCAUAAGAGAGAACAAGGUCAUCAUUCAUUAUCUUCAAAAGAUACUGAAUUUGAAAAUGAAAGUUCCCUUAGAAAAUUAUUGAAGAAGGAAAGAGACCAUUUACAGAAAUUAAAAAAAUAUGAGAGCAAUGGUUCCUCAAGGAAUGAGGAAAUAAGUAACUCCUAUUUCUCAAAGCAUCCAAGAAUUAGAAGUUCUGGUCUUGAUGAGAGUGAUAGGUAUUCAAGAAGUCAUGAAAGGGAUAAACAUAAUAAGCAUUCAUGUGAAGAAGCAGAGAGUGACAAGUGGAGUAAGAGGCAGAGGAAUCAUACAGGAAAGUCAAGUGAGAGAGAGGUCAGCAGCCAUGGACUAUAUAGAAGGGAAAGUGGAGAAUGGAGUGAAAGUGAGAACAGCAACUCUUUGAAAUUUGAAGAUAGGGACAGUGACUCAUUGCAUAAAUGUUACAAGGAAAGUGCUCUUCUGAAAGAUGACAGAGAAAAGGAAGAAUAUAGUUACUCUAGAUAUCUUGGUAGAGAAAAUAGUGUGGAAUAUAAUGAAGACGUAACAUCAUUAAAUAGGAAGCAUUCUAUGGCUGUCCUGCAUCAUAAUGAAAUUGUUAUAGAUCCACAGAUUAGAAGAAAGUUUGCCGAGGCAUGCGCUUCAUUCUUGAGAGCUUCCUUAAAUCGAAAACCUAGUACAAGUCGUACAAAUAAACAGCACAUGGAGUAUUCAGAGAGAGUUGCAGUAGCUCAGCGUAGCAGUGAAAGGUUUCACAUUACCCAUAGAUCACCUUAUACAUCUGAUUCUGAUGCACAUAAGGAUGAGGCUUCAAAGUGCUGUAGGUCAGAGAAAAGAAGACGAAAGUCAAGACAUGACCACGAUGAGUGGGGAAAGUCAAGUAGACCAUAUGAUUCUGAUGUGGCUUACAAAGGAAGAAGUGAUAAAACCUGUCACAAAUCCCAGUCCCGCAGGAGUAGAUACUCACACAAUCAUAAAAGAAAAAUUGAAAGGAAAAGUGAUCCUGUAACUAUUUACAAGCGCAGAAUUAAGAAAAUUCAAGAGCAGUGCAAGAAGGAGAAAGAUCCAGGUAUUCGCCGUGCUCUUCUGUCACUUCAUGAAAUUCAUUGUCGUGAAUGCUUGUUGUACCUUCGAAAGCCUGAUGCCCACCCGGACUAUGGCAAAGAAUAUAGAAUGUUUGCUCAACAGAAGGCUAAGAGUAUUCUUGAAAUAAGAGGGGAUCCAUACACCUUUGACUAUUAUCUCGAGUGGAGAAAAUAUUGGCCAUUACGUAUGAAUGAACUACUUGAAGAAAGUUGGGAAAUUAAGAAACAAAAAUGUAUAAACAUUUUAUCCCAAAAAAAAAGUAAAUCCAGCUCUGAAUCGGCUACAGAUUUGUCAUCAUCAUCGUCGUCAUCGUCAUCAUCAUCAUCAUCAUCAUCAUCAUCCUCAUCCUCAUCCUCCUCGCCAUCAUCAUCAUCGUCAUCAUACUGAUGAUGAUGAUUUGGCAAAUCAUAUUAGGGGGAAAAAAUCUUCCAGACACUUCAGAAUAUCACAGAAUUCAAAAGGUAAAGAUAUACCAGAGAAAAUAAAAAAUGAGAGAAAAAGUGAGCACUUAGACACUGUUGAAAAGUUUGAAGAAAAUGAUGAGCUAACAUUGGAGUUGGAUAUUAAAAGAUUUAGAAGAAAUAAAGAGAGUAGACAUACAUCAUUAGAAGAUAAUUCAUGCCUUCAAAAUUCUCACAGUCAUGGCAUCCAGGACCCUCUAACAACUCAGGUCAUUCAGGAACCUCUGGCAAUUCAGGGUAGCCAGGAACCUCUGGCAAUUCAAGGUAGCCAGGAACCUCUGGCAAUUCAGGGUAGCCAGGAACCUCUAGCAAUUAAGGGUUGCCAGGAACCUCUGGCAGUUCAGGGUAGCCAGGAACCUCUGACUAUUCAGAUUGUUGAUGUGCUGAAAUUGUUAAACUAUAUGAAAGAUAGAUUUGGUGAAUUAGAGGUACCUCUUGCUACACUGUAUCUGAAAGCAACCACUAUGAAAAACAAUAAAUUAGAUGCAAAUAAAAUUCUGGAAGAAGAAGAGAGCUUUUCUUUACUAGAGAAGCUGAACAAAAAACUUGAGACACUCCUAGAGAAUGGAAACCUCACUGCUACUCAAAAUAUAAUUUUUCGAGAAAUUUGGGUCCGUUUCAGUGACAUAUUACUUGAGAUUAAAAGUAACAAAUCCCCAUAUAUGGGACUGGACACUUGCAGAAGAGCAAAGCUUACCAUGAGUGAAGAUGUGAGUGAGUCCUUCACUCACAAAAAACAUGCUCUUACUGAUCAAGGAUGCCUAAAUAUUUCACAUGAAAAACUGACUAGUAUGUAUUUGCAUGCAAAAAAUGAACUUAGAAAGGAUGAAUAUAACAAAUUAACAUUUGAAGAAUUACAUUUACCAGAAAAUGAUGCAUCUAUGUCAGUUGUUCCAAAUCUUCUACUUAUAUAGCACCUUCACCAUUAUACCAGUCACAAUAUCACCAACAAAGUAUAUUAUCCCCAUUUUUCGCUCAGAAACUUUCACCACCUUCAAAUCUUUACACCGCAAAACACACUGACAUGCAUACAGUGAAACCAGCAUCAUUUUCACUGGUGUCCACUGAUUCUGUAAUGGGAGUUGUAGAUGAACAUCAGUCCUCAGAAUCAAAAUAUUUAUCUCCAACAAGAGCAUGUUUGAACACACCAUCUUCAAGAGAAUCGUCAGUAGUAAUACUCCAAGAUUUGUCACCCUCCAAAGGAAAUACAGUAUCACCAGUGAUUUCCACUGUUACAAACAGUGAAGAUGUAAUUUCAGAUUCUUAUAGCAUGUCUGGUGUAUCUAGUUCAAAAUUAUGUCAGAAUGUAAUAAAGGAUUGUCUUUUAUCAUUCUCACCACCACAUAAAGAUACAAAACCUUCACCAGAAAACUGCAUCAAUGUAGAUCUUGAAUACCAGAUUAUUUGUCACCUACAGCUACCAGCUUUUUAGAUAUAAAUCUCUCAUAUGCUUCUGAAAAUUGUGAUGUUGUGCAUAAAUUAGGCACAUUACCUGAUAAGAAAAGAUUUAAUGAAAGUGAAUUGAAGCUGUCAGAUAAUGUGGAUAAAAAUACAGUAGGAAUAAAAAAUUCUCAUGUAGGAAAAUUCAAGAACCCCAUUAAUAUUACCAUUCCCAAGAAGCCCAUUAGAAUUACCAUUCCACAGUUAUCUAAAAAAGAUUGUUUUAUAUCUUCAGUCAAUCCUGUAAGUGAUGACCAAGAGCUCAUGUAAUGUAUGCAGUGCUGUAAUCUAGCAGAUUUAGAGCAGGCUUUGUUAGUGAUCCAGAUAAAAAAUAUAUGUAUAAUUUCCUGCAUAUAUUGGAUACAUACACUGACAACUUUUUAGGGCUAUAUAAGAAGUGCAGUGAUAAUUUCAAAAUUAAUUGCAAAUUUCAGUGUUUUAAGAUGAAAGAAGUUUGCUGGGAUGUCACUAUAUUUGAUUAAUAAAGCAUCAAAUUUAGAAUUAUCA